AUGGGUGAUGCUUCAAAUUCAACCUAUAUUCCAGAGAAGGAUCUCCAUACUUAUUUAGAGGAAUUAUUCAAGAAAAAGAGUUCUGCCAGAAAAAACGCACUAAAGACAUUGAUUAAGCAAUUUGAGACCAAUGUCCGUUACGAAUUUGUUCAAAAUAAUUUUGUCACUUUAAUACAUCGAUGCCAAAAUUGCUUGAAACGGGGUUCAGCAUCGGAGAUUGAUUUAGCAUUACAACUAAUAGGAUUAGUUGUUCUAACGCUUGGUGCCGGUGAUAAUGCACGUGAGGUGUAUGAAGAAUUGUUUGUGUUAGUCCGUGAACUUGUCACCAAAUCCAAAUUAUGUCACGCGAUCAAGGUGUUUGAAUGUUUGUCUAUUGUCACUUGUGUUGGUGCCAGAGACUUUAUAGACACCGAAAGAUCAAUGGAAAUUAUAUGGCAAUUCUUGAAUCAAGAAACCAAACAUACAUCCUCUGUGACGGCUGCAGCAAUAUCAGGUUGGGUUCUCCUCCUGUCAGGCAUUGAUCGAUGGAGCAUUAGUCCGAAAAAGUGGAAAGAAUCGAUCUCUUAUCUUCUGAAACAAUUAGAGGAAGAUGAUGAACAUGUUAAUGUUGCUAGCAUUGAAGCGCUAGCUUUGAUUUUUGAAAUUGGCAGUCUUGAGAAAUUUUCCAAUCAAGACGGAGAAUACAAGGACAUAAAAGAUGGGAUAAUGGAUCAGAUAAAGAGAAUAUGCAAUGGCACCAAACAAGACACUUCAAAAAUUUUCGAGGAUGAUUAUGAUAAGACCAUCACCCUCACAUUAGGCAGAACAAGUCUCACUUUUAGCACCUGGUCAAAGUUGAAACAAAUAAGUUACAUAAGGAAAUUUUUAGGCAACGGUUUCAAAAAUCACAUGAAGGAAAACAAACACCUCCACAACGUUUUUAAUUUUGCACCAGCAAGAAAAUGCAGUAGUGAUGAUGAUUUAGAACUGUACAAACCUGAGUUCGAAGAGGCGGUUGUGCGAGUUUUUGUGCCUGAAGUUAGAAGAGAAAAUUGUGCAUGGAGGAUUAACAAGUCCCGUAAUUCUGUACUGAGCAAGGGAAGGACUAAGUUGCGGAACAAGUACAGAACUCUUGCAGAGGAUACCAAGACUGGGCACAUUGCUGAUGAACAGCUUGACUGA
Molecule: messenger RNA, 1161 nt
Organism: Solanum lycopersicum (tomato)
Lineage: Eukaryota; Viridiplantae; Streptophyta; Magnoliopsida; Solanales; Solanaceae
Source: RefSeq, a predicted model, not a curated record